This is a messenger RNA of Pseudomyrmex gracilis, 3058 nucleotides long. RefSeq names its product tRNA-dihydrouridine(16/17) synthase [NAD(P)(+)]-like (gene Dus1). Gene Ontology annotation, cellular component: Golgi apparatus; endoplasmic reticulum. Gene Ontology annotation, biological process: tRNA processing; protein targeting to membrane; peptidyl-L-cysteine S-palmitoylation. The record is from RefSeq and is a predicted model, not a curated record. Lineage: Eukaryota; Metazoa; Arthropoda; Insecta; Hymenoptera; Formicidae. Bases 792 to 2729 code for a protein of 645 amino acids. The transcript has 3 exons. Gene Ontology annotation, molecular function: flavin adenine dinucleotide binding; tRNA dihydrouridine synthase activity; protein-cysteine S-palmitoyltransferase activity.
AGAUAACGUGUACAUCGCAAUUGCGAUAUCGCGUACGCGUAAAAAAACACGAGAGAAGUCAAUCGAUCGAUCGAAUGCGCGAAGGAAUGUCAGCGGGAUUGGAAAUCUCGUUUGUCACCUGAAGGGAUCCGGAAUUUCUACGAGAAGUUGAGUUUACGUUGCAUAAUUUUUGUUGCCGCGAUUGUCAUUGCGAGACUCUCGCAACGGAGCGCGAAGGUGUCUUAUCUCAUCUCCGUGGAGAACGCGAUAACGUGUGUGCGUGUCCACACGGGCGGUUGCCAGUCGGAUCAGAUAAUCGUCUUUUGAAAGAUAAAAGAUCCAACGAGAGAGGAAGUCUCGUUGGAUUGUAAUAAUCUGCGAUAAACAUCAGAGAACGGAGAGCGAUAAUUCACCCGGGACGUUACUUCCCGGUAGGGGAAAUCGAUAUUCCCUUCGAAUAUCCGCAGACAACGACGUCUCCCGACGAUGGAAAAUACACGCGCAGUCGCCGCGCUCCUCGCCGCAUGCGUGUGUGACCGAGCGAUCGACGAAGUCGCGACCCUGGAGUUCGGUUUCCGCGGCAACCGCGACUUAUCGAUUCACCUCAUGGGCGUCUCAUGGCUGGCGUCGUUGUGCGGACAACGACAACGAUCGAAUAACUGCGGUAUCGCCUUUCUUCUGUAAGAUUUACAACAACAAUUAGGUAAAACGCACAUCCGAUAUAUAUAUAUAUACAAGUCGGAAGCAUUUUGGGAAACGCGCGAACAACAUCUGCGAAGUGACACUUGGCGAAAGGAAGAGAACAGCCGGGAAUGCUAAACGAGAUUCGUGCAAAGCGCGCGAUCGUUCGGUGUUGUUCGUUGCAGGACACGUUGAACGUGCCGCCUGAGCACAGGAAGUACCGGCGCGUUCACGGUUUGCAAUUGCCGUUACACCCGCAGCAAGUGAUCGGCUGGGUGUUGCUGAUCGUCGUGUUCGUCGGCACCUUCACCGUGCUGCUGACGACACCGCCGCUCUUGCCCGAUCUGCGGUUCGUACUGUCUCUUCUGUUCGCCGCCCUAUUCGUGCUGCACGUGUUGGCUCAUCUGACGGUGUUGCUGCUGGACCCGGCCGAUCCGGAAGUACGCGCCCGACUGGUCGAUGAAGUCGUGCCCGAGUUCGAUCGCGCGAAACACCGACACGUAAUCGAGAACGGUCGGUGUCACCUGUGUAACAUAACGACACGCGGACGUCGCACCAAGCACUGUUCCAUUUGCAACAAGUGUGUGCCGCGGUUCGAUCAUCAUUGCAAGUGGCUGAACAAUUGCAUCGGCGGCCGUAACUAUCCGGCUUUUCUCGCGUGUUUGGCGUCGACGCUCAUUAUUGCGCUCGCGGUUUCCGCACUGUCCGUGGGCGAACUGGUGGUCGUUAACACGGAUCUAUUUGGCGGCAACAGACGUUGGAUAGAUGACAGUUACAACGACACAGACAACAUGAACAACGCGACCACACCGUCGCCGUCGUUACUGAUAACCGGUACCAGUUCGCUUGUUCUCAUCACCAUCAUCGGUGUGCUCUCAGCCGUCGCCGCGGUUCUGCUCAUACAUCUAUGCUUCUUUCACGGCUACAUCGCCUGUCUCGGUCUCACCACGUACGAAUAUGUGCGAAGCAAGCGGGAGAAAAACAUUGCCGAUUCCAGAACGACAUCGUCCGGUAGUUUGUGCGGCACGUCUAUGUGCAGCGGUAACAGGGAAGACGUCAAUCAGAUGAGCGUCACGGACGAUCUCUGUUCCCGGUUCUGCAUCAACAGACCGUUGCUCAGGGACAACGCAACCACGAGACGUACGGCGACUACGAUGACGGACGUGUACGUUCGUUCGACGCAUCAGGAAGAAACGCAGAACGACGACGUGACGGAAACGGCGAACAACGACGUCUGUUCCAAGUCGCAGUUGUCGAAGAGCAGCCGGAACUUCCAUCUGUGUUUCUCGUACGAUUCCAACACCACCGAGACUUCCAUCGAGGUUUCCUCCUCGCGAACAACGGCGACGGCGGAAUUGAAAAAUCACGGGGAAUCGAUCGACGCGAAAUCGUCGUCCACACCAUCGCCGGUGUCCUGCUGCUUCUCCAUCAUGAACUAUCCCGAGAGCAGACAUCACGACAGAAGCGGUCACAAGUGUCGCAGCGGUGAGAACCUUCCCAAGACCUCGAAACGCUCUUGCGGUACGAUGAGGCGGAUACAGACCUUUCUGCAAACUCGUCUGAGAAAGGGUUCGAGGCAGAGAUCGGCGAUCUCCUCGCCGGGGGUCGCUCGUCACUGCGGGAACAAGAUAAUUCCGCAAACGAGCGAUUCCACGGAAAUUUUAACCCCGUCCACCGCCGAGACGCGCGUAGUCGAAACGACGACGUCCACGAUAGAACUGCCGGCGACGUCGCUGCCGGAUUACAUACGUCCGCCGGUCAAACUACCGUCUCUGGAUCUUCCUCGUAACGUCCACAAGAGCAGACGAACAUCCGCGAAUCCCGGAGACAUCUCCGUGUUGGUACCGAUGCCGCCUUCCGUGACGUCCAAACGAAAUCAGGUCCACCUCUGCACCCGACGGAAUCUGAGUUUCUCCAGAAAGCGGCCGCGCUUCAAGGUCGGCUCGCACGUGGUCACGCAAACCGCCCAACUGUCGCCGAUACCGGAAUCGGAAUUCUCGAAACCGGCCACACCGAGAUCGCCAACACGAUCAGAUUCCGUUUUCGCCUUCCCGCCGUUACACGAGUAACGUUUGUCGGCAGCACCGUACACAAAGGUGCUUCGCGUUUUAGUCCAAGUUUAAAGAGAUCUCUCACCUUGUGCAACGCGCCCGUGUCACACCGACACGAUUAUCACAUGUACAUUUGUACAUACGUCGUGUCGCGCUACUUUUUUUACCACUAGAAACAAUGCAAUGUUCGAAAAAGAGUGUGCUAUCACUUCACCUUCAUCAUGCAACAACUUCAUCUUCGCGGGAACUUCUCUUGUACACUAGGAAAAUUAAUAGAUUAAGCUUCGAGUUUCGACGUUUCCCGUAAAUAAUAUAAAUCGCUUCACCUCUCAUGCGUGCAGAUAAUG